Neurospora tetrasperma FGSC 2508 is the source of this 171-nucleotide messenger RNA. RefSeq lists its product as uncharacterized. The record is from RefSeq and is a predicted model, not a curated record. The coding region runs from base 1 to 171 and encodes 56 amino acids. NCBI's taxonomy places the organism in Eukaryota, Fungi, Ascomycota, Sordariomycetes, Sordariales, Sordariaceae. The transcript is spliced from 2 exons.
AUGCUUUCACUUAACCACGGCGGCGGCAAGAAGAAGAAGAAGAAGAAGAAGAAGAAGAAGAAGAAGAAGAAGAAGAAGAAGAAGAAGAAGAAGAAGAAGAAGAUGGCAAAAGGCAUGAGAGGGGCCAACAAACAAACGAGGGUUCUACGGAAGUUUCCCUUUCACAACUAA